GCCCCGGGUUCCCACCCCGGCCGUCCCGCCGGGACCCGCCCGCCCGGGCCUGGCUUGGCCCCGCGUGGAGCAGCGGUGGCCUGUGAGGGUCAAAGCUUGUGAUUCUCGAUGGAGAGUGAAAGCACAGCUUCAUGAUGAGAACCAGCCCCCGGCGGCCACUGAUUCUCAAGAGACGGAGGCUGCCCCUUCCUAUUCAAAAUGCCCCAAGUGAAACCUCAGAGGAAGAAGCAAAGAGAUCCCCUGGACAGCAGGAGCCUACUCAAGCACAGGCCUCCCAAGAUGUGGCAGAGUCCAGCUCUUGCAAAUUUCCAGCUGGAAUCAAGAUUAUCAACCACCCAACCAUGCCCAACACACAAGUGGUGGCUAUCCCCAACAACGCCGACAUCCAGAGCAUCAUCACAGCACUGACUGCCAAAGGGAAAGAGAGUGGCAGCAGUGGGCCCAAUAAGUUCAUCCUCAUCAGCUCUGGGGGGGCCUCAUCUCACCCUCCUGAUCCUCAACCUCAAGCCCAAACCAGCACUGAUUCCAAGAGAACAGAAGUGAUCACUGAGACGUUGGGACCAAAGCCAGGGGCUAAGGGUGUGCCUGUUCCCAAGCCACCUGGAGCUCUUCCAAGGCAAAGACAGGAGAGCUGUGCAGGUGGUGAAGCGGCCGGCUGCACACUGGACAACAGCUUAACCAAUAUCCAGUGGCUUGGAAAGAUGAGUUCUGAUGGGCUGGGCCCCUGCAGCAUUAAGCAGGAACUGGAAGAGAAGGAGAAUUGUCACCUGGAGCAGAAUCGGGUUAAGGUUGAGGCGCCCUCAAGAGCAUCAGUGUCUUGGCAGGACUCUGUGUCUGAGAGGCCACCCUACUCCUACAUGGCCAUGAUACAGUUCGCGAUCAACAGCACUGAGAGGAAGCGUAUGACCUUGAAGGAUAUCUACACUUGGAUCGAGGACCACUUCCCUUAUUUUAAGCACAUUGCCAAGCCAGGCUGGAAGAACUCUAUUCGUCACAACCUUUCUCUCCAUGACAUGUUUGUUCGAGAAACAUCUGCCAAUGGCAAGGUCUCCUUCUGGACCAUUCACCCAAGUGCUAAUCGCUACUUGACAUUGGACCAAGUGUUUAAGCCACUGGAACCAGGGUCUCCACAAUCGCCCGAGCACUUGGAAUCACAGCAGAAACGACCCAAUCCUGAGCUCCGUAGAAAUGUGACCAUCAAAACUGAACUCCCACUAGGCGCACGGCGAAAGAUGAAGCCACUGCUCCCACGGGUUAGCUCAUACCUGGUGCCCAUCCAGUUCCCGGUGAACCAGUCUCUGGUGUUACAGCCCUCGGUGAAGGUUCCCUUGCCUCUGGCAGCAUCUCUUAUGAGCUCAGAGCUUGCCCGUCAUAGCAAGCGAGUCCGCAUUGCACCCAAGGUGCUGCUAUCCAACGAAGGGAUAGCCCCACUUCCUGCCACAGAACCCAUGAAGGAGGAGAAACCCCUGCUUGGAGAAGGGCUAUUGCCUUUGCUUCCUAUUCAGUCCAUUAAGGAAGAAGUAAUUCAGCCUGGGGAGGACAUACCACACUUAGAGAGGCCUAUCAAAGUGGAGAGCCCUCCCUUGGAAGAGUGGCCCUCUCCGUGUGCAUCAGUGAAAGAGGAACUGUCCAACUCCUGGGAAGAUUCUUCCUGCUCUCCUACCCCAAAGCCCAAGAAGUCCUAUUGUGGGCUUAAGUCCCCAACGCGGUGUGUCUCAGAAAUGCUGGUGACAAAGCGGAGAGAGAAGAGAGAGGUGAGCCGAUCUCGGAGGAAGCAGCACCUUCAGCCACCCUGUCUGGAUGAGCCUGAACUCUUCUUCUCAGAGGACUCCAGCACAUUUCGGCCAGCCAUGGAGAUCCUGGCAGAGUCUUCAGAGCCUGCACCGAAGCUCAGCUGCCCUCAGGAGGAGGGAGGGCCCUUCAAGACCCCCAUCAAGGAGACAUUGCCUGUCUCCUCCACUCCUAGCAAGUCUAUGCUCUCUAGAGACCCUGAGUCCUGGAGGCUCACACCCCCAGCCAAAGUUGGGGGGUUAGAUUUCAGCCCAGUACGAACCCCCCAGGGUGCCUUUGGCCCUCUGCCUGACUCGCUGGGGCUUAUGGAGCUGAAUACCACACCUCUGAAAAGUGUUCCCCUCUUCGACUCACCCCGGGAGCUCCUUAACUCAGAAGCCUUUGACCUUGCCUCUGAUCCCUUUAGCAGUUCUCCACCACCACAUUUGGAAGCCAAGCCAGGCUCCCCCGAGCUGCAGGUCCCCAGCCUUUCAGCCAACCGUUCUCUCACAGAAGGCCUUGUCCUGGACACAAUGAAUGAUAGCCUCAGCAAGAUCCUUCUAGACAUCAGUUUCCCUGGCCUGGAGGAGGACCCUCUGGGCCCUGACAACAUCAACUGGUCUCAGUUCAUCCCUGAGCUGCGAUAGAGGCAGGGUCUUACCCUUGCCACUCAAGCCACCAGUUAUCCUGGCACUUGUGUGGCUGGAUAGUGCAAGGCUCAGUGUACCCCAAACCGUCUGAGGGAGCUAGCAGGCAAGGGCUGAGCAGUGCCCUUUGACCUAAUUAUGCCAAGGUGAAAGCCACGUCUAAGCCACUGCUGGGACCUAUGCAAGCAAUAGGAUCUCCCAGAGUCCUCCACUCCCUGCUGGCAAGUGAAGUGGGUGUGACAGAGCCGCGAGGACCAGGAAAUGCCCGCCCAUUAGUCACCUGCUGCUCCUGGCAGGAUAACCCUUGUAAAUGGUGUCAGUUACCCAAGUUGUCCUGUAAUUAUAAAUGUAGCCAUAUUCCCUUAGCUCUCAUUAUCCAGAGACUGCCAGAAUGGGUAGGGUGACAAGGGGUUGCAUUAGCUUCUGCUUGUGGCCUUUGGGGGCAGGACCUGCAGUUCAGCCUCUUCACACUGUGGGUUCUGCUGUAGGCUUCUAGACACACAGGUGUCCUUGCCAGGACCCCACUUACUGCCCUUUCCUCACAGCUCCCCCUGGUUCUAAGCCAGUGGUACUGCAUGAAGAAAUCCUGCGGCAAAGCCUAUUGGCUCUGGGUGUGUGGGGACGGGUGUGCCUGAAGCAAAAGCAUGGGUACUCACGGGAGUCCUGUUAGGUGUUUCUCUGAUCGUGUUCCCAAUCAUGCCAGGGAGUCUAGCAUUGAGAACUCAGGCUGAGGCCUGAGGAGGAGGAGGAAGUGACCACUGACUUGCCUGGCUUCCUUAGCUUGCACCUGAGUUUUGCAAAAAGCCACCCUAGACCCCACUCUACAAGCUAGCACAAGAACACUACUGUAACUACCUACUGAAUAAAGCCCAGGUGGCCUGAUCUCGGAAUUGAGUGAGGUGAUGGAGCCCGGAGACGAUGGGCAGGCCUGUACCUGCUGCAUGGGCCUUGCACAGGUUGUCUCUCCACAUCCUUCUUUGACUCUGAAAUUGCCAGUUUUGUCUGUGAUGCUUCUUAUCAAUAAUCUCAGCUUUUGAGGUAGAGGCAGGAGAAUCAGCCAUUCUAGACUACAUGAGAUCCUGUCCACAGAAUCCAGUUUCCCCACUGUUCCCCUGCAUUGCCCACCUCUUCCUUACCACCCUAGACCUUGUUCCAUGGGAUCAGAAUCUGACUUAGGUCCUUGUUGAGCCCUUGGUAACAACAGGAGUUGUAAUGCUUCAUUUCCCUCCCAUUCCAUUCAACAUUCAGGCCAGAAAGCUAUGCCGGUUGCAGGUGUCUCAUUACCACCUCUAUCCCAGCCCUGAGCCUGGGAGCCAGACUGCUUCCUGCUCCCCAGCCUUACCAGGCAAGGCUCUCCCAGAGAAGCUCCUGUUACCAAGUUUGUAACCAGAACUGACAGCACUGCACCCUCCCUGCCUCAUAGGAAAAGCAUCAGGGACUGAGGAGCCUUCCAGGACAGGCCAGGGCCUCCUCCCGGCAGCACCAGUCAGAAAACAUCACCAUAGCAACCCUAGCAGCAAACAAUGGUACCAGAAAGGGCUUACCUCAAAGCCUCCUCUCCUGGCUCUGUGGCUCAGAAGAAAAAUGGCCAACAGCCCGAAGAAAACAUCCCUCCAGAAGCGAGACCUGAGUCAUGUAUCUCCUACCAGGGAACCUUUCCUGAAGGUAGAGUGGGGCCCAACCCUGCAGCCAGCCUCUCAGGUUGUCCUGAGCAGUAGGCUUUGGUACUUAAGCAGUCCUCUGCUUUCAUCCUGUGGGACCCUAAGCUUGGAGCUUAGAGCAGAGAAGAGCAGUCUGGCUAAGAGGCCUUACUUAGCUAAAGGACUCGGGGUCAGAAGUGUGCUCAACUUUGGGGUUUACUUUUGGAUUUUGGAGUAUCUGUAUGUAAAACUACCUUGGGAAAGGACCCCAAACUUAAUAUAAAAUUUCUUUGUUUCAUAUGUAACUUGUACACAGCCUGAAGGUGAUUUAAUGAAUGCAGUAUGUUUAGGACGUCUAUGAUUGGACUGAGACUAAUCACAGAGGUCAAAUGUUGAAUUUCCCACUUGAGAACCAUGCCUUUGCCCAGAGAGGAAAAUAUUUUCUCCGCAUUUGUGAUACAACAUCAUCAGAUUUUAGGGGUUUUGUUUUGCUGAGGCAGUCCUGUUAGGUAGCUUGGGCUAGCCGAAUACUAUUAGCCUGCAAUGACCCUGUCUCGACCUUCCCAAGGGCUGGCAGUAUAGAUCUGUGCCGUUCUGACCAGUUUUGGUUUUAUAGAAGCUCUCUGUAUAGCUCUGGCUGAAAUACACACCUGGACCACCAGGUUAUUGUCAAA
This is a messenger RNA of Rattus rattus (black rat), 4731 nucleotides long. RefSeq names its product forkhead box M1 (gene Foxm1). The transcript is spliced from 8 exons. Gene Ontology annotation, biological process: G2/M transition of mitotic cell cycle; regulation of DNA-templated transcription. Bases 132 to 2417 code for a protein of 761 amino acids. NCBI's taxonomy places the organism in Eukaryota, Metazoa, Chordata, Mammalia, Rodentia, Muridae. The record is from RefSeq and is a predicted model, not a curated record. Gene Ontology annotation, molecular function: sequence-specific DNA binding; DNA-binding transcription factor activity.